AUUUUCUUAGAAAUAAAAAAUGAUAAUUUUAAAAGUUAAAUAUGGAUAGCUGUGUGUUUUUUUUUUAAAUCAGAACAAAUAUAUCAAUGAUCAGAGCAAGCCUACACUAAAAACUUGCGACAGUUUAGCAAGUUAUUUUCCAUAGGAUACUUUUCCAACCUAGUUUGGCCACGGCUUUGUGGCAGCUAGCUAGCUAAAAGAAAAACGGCGGUCAAUUUAGAGUACCAACUAUAUGAUGAUGACAGGACAAAUAACACGGUCGUAAAUCCUGUAAUUAUAUCACAUUGUUUAAUGGGACAAAGCAAUGAUUGGGCAGGUAUCGCAAAAUCAUUACUUGAAGAUCUUGAGCCACCUCGAAAAAUAUAUGUAGUUGAUAAUAGAAAUCAUGGUAAUAGUCCUCAUACUCCAGGCCAUAGUUAUGAACUAAUGGCCGAAGAUUAUAUGCAACUGUUAAAAAAUUUAGGAUUGAAAGAAGCGGUUUUUUUAGGACAUUCAAUGGGUGGUCGAGCUUCUAUGUAUGCUGCUUUAAAAUACCCCGAUCAAGUAUCAAGUGUGAUUAUAAUUGAUAUUUCGCCAAUUGAAGGAGCUGAUGACAUGAAAAAAAUUUUGGCUGAACCAUUGCAACUCCUUCAAAAAUUAGCAAAAUUUGAUUUAAAAAAACAAACUGGAAAUAUACUUGAAGUACGAAAAUAUGUGGAUAACGAACUAAAAAAAAUUGCAGUCAAUGCUCCAGAUUACAGAGAAUUUUUAUUACAAAAUAUUAAUCGUAACACCGAUGGAAGCUAUAAUUGGAAAAUAAAUAUUCCUGCAUUACUAGAAAAUUAUAAUUCUUUUAAAAGCCUACACGUUGGAAACUUAACUUACGAUAAACCAAUGUUAUUAAUUGCAGGUGAAAAAUCAAAAUUUGUACCAAAAUCCCAUGCAGAAGAUAUUAAAAAGAUUUUUACGAAUGCAAGACUAGAAUUUCUACCAACUGCAGGUCACAUGAUUCACAUCGAAGAUCCUCGAUCUUUGUGUGAAUUAGUCGUAAAUUUUCUUAAAUAUGAAAAAUAAGAAGCGUUUGAAACUGAAAAGGUGUGAUAUUUCUCCAAACUGUGCAUAUAAAAUCUAAUUAUUAAUACUUUUUUGUGGAGCAAUCAUUUGCAAAUAAAAUUGGUACCAAAUUUUGCGUCCUAAUCGGUUCAACAUAACUUUUCGCACUGUGAUUUUAAACAUUAAUAAACAAGCUACUUUCAAGUACAUACACAUGGAACUGAUUAUUAUAAAGAAAAUUUUUUAAUUGAAAUCAGACUCAGCAUAUUGUAUUAUUCGAGCCAAUGGUUUCAUAAUAAUAAUAAUGAGGGUUUAACCUCCGUUUUUAUGACAUACGCCUUAUCACAGAGGCC
This is a messenger RNA of Chrysoperla carnea, 1385 nucleotides long. Its product is annotated as protein ABHD11-like. The transcript has 6 exons. Gene Ontology annotation, cellular component: mitochondrion. The coding region runs from base 292 to 1053 and encodes 253 amino acids. NCBI's taxonomy places the organism in Eukaryota, Metazoa, Arthropoda, Insecta, Neuroptera, Chrysopidae. The record is from RefSeq and is a predicted model, not a curated record.